Ilex paraguariensis (yerba mate) is the source of this 1116-nucleotide messenger RNA. Lineage: Eukaryota; Viridiplantae; Streptophyta; Magnoliopsida; Aquifoliales; Aquifoliaceae. The record is from the annotation of a GenBank genome assembly.
CCACCCCCAUAAACCUCUCUCUCUCUGAGAAAUACAAGAAGAACCUAGACCCAGAAAAUGGUGUCCAAAAUCAUCAAGAAAACCCCAACAAAAACCAUAAAAAACGCUCGAAACUACCACCAACGCCGCUGCAAGAAGUCGCCGAUCAAGAGCGCCACCGCUACUGCCUCCCUCGUUGUAGCUUCCAUCAACAAAUCAAUCUACAGUUGCCACCGCCGCCUCAUCAAGAUCUUCUCAAAACUAACCCGAAUUGAUACCCCAAAGAGAAGUCCCAGAAAACAAGGCUACAAAUUCCUCAAGAAAGUCACAGCCGAAGACCCACAAAACCUCCGUAGAUCACUCUUCAAUGAGAAACACUCUCUUCCUCCAUUGAUAUCACCGAUGAAGAAGACGGUAUUUCUUGAUUUGGAUGAGACUUUAGUCCAUUCCAAGCCAGAUCCACCUCCUGAAAAGUACGAUUUUAUCGUAAGGCCAGUGAUCGACGGACAAAAAGUCGUUUUCUAUGUGUUGAAGCGUCCAUUUGUAGAUGAACUAUUGGACUAUCUCAGCAAGAAUUUUGAGAUUGUGGUGUUCACCGCCGGGAUUGAAGAAUAUGCUUCAUUGGUGCUUGAUAGGCUUGAUUGGAGGGCGGCGAUAUCGCACCGAUUGUACCGGAAUUCAUGUAAAGAGGUUGAUGGGAAGUUUGUGAAGGACUUGUCUGAGUUGGGGAGGGACUUGAAGAGUGUGGUGAUUGUCGAUGAUAAUCCGAAUUCAUACGUGUUUCAGCCGGAAAAUGCGAUUCCGAUCAGGCCGUUUACUGAUGAUAUCGGAGAUGGAGAGCUGAGGAGGUUGAUUGAGUUCUUUGAGGGGUCUGAUAAGUUUGAAGAUAUGAGAGAUGCUGUGAAUAAGUAUCUUGCUGAGAGAGAUGAGAAGGUGGUUCAAGUGUAAUUCUUUUUUCUAAUAUUUUUUUUCAAUUUGGUUUCUUUUCAUGGGCAUAUUUUGUUGAACAAAUUGUGUUCAAUUUGAAAUUGGAAAGGAAAUUGAGAAGAAGAAAGCAAAAUUUGUUUAAUCCGUUUCCCGUUACUUGAGGACACACGAGAUUACUGCUCUCAAAAUGGUUGUUAAGGCGGUUCCAUU